Messenger RNA from Dendrobium catenatum, 827 nucleotides. Its product is annotated as probable E3 ubiquitin-protein ligase RNF144A-B. Gene Ontology annotation, molecular function: ubiquitin conjugating enzyme binding; zinc ion binding; ubiquitin protein ligase activity. The coding region runs from base 90 to 686 and encodes 198 amino acids. Lineage: Eukaryota; Viridiplantae; Streptophyta; Magnoliopsida; Asparagales; Orchidaceae. The record is from RefSeq and is a predicted model, not a curated record. Gene Ontology annotation, cellular component: cytoplasm; ubiquitin ligase complex. Gene Ontology annotation, biological process: ubiquitin-dependent protein catabolic process; positive regulation of proteasomal ubiquitin-dependent protein catabolic process; protein polyubiquitination. The transcript has 2 exons.
UAACUGAAAUAAGCUCAAAUCCAGUCCAAAUCGUUUCGACCCCCUUACUUCCAGCGUUUGAAAUUCGACCGUUGAUCUUUUCCACCUUAAUGCCGUUAAAAUGGCCAACAGCCAAGAUUUCUUCAUCGGCAAAGUAUCAGAAAAUCAGAAACAUAAAAGAAGAAUCUCACUUUCAGAACCAUACUAAAGCCAUGAAAACAGAAAAAGACAACUCAGAUCUCGUCCCCUAUACCUCCAAUCCUGCUAAAAGUAAGCUUAUCUGCGGCAUCUGCAAAGAAAACAAGCCGCUUUCUGAUCUACUCUUCCUCAACCGCUGCUCUCACUGUUUCUGCUCGAGAUGUGUAGGCUGCUAUGUUUCAUCAAAGGUGGCAGAGAAUAUGGCUGUGAUUUCUUGUCCUAUUCCAGAAUGUAAAAACGGCACUUUUGAUCCUUUGUUAUGCAAACCAAUGAUUGCACGCGAGGUGUUUGAUCAUUGGUGUAUGAGCUUAUGUGUGUUCGUGAUAAAGAAUAAGUUCUAUUGUCCGUUCAUGGAUUGCUUUGCUCUGCUCACUGAUGAGAGAGGCAACCAGGAGGUGAUUAGAGAGGCUGAGUGUCCACAUUGUCACAGGCUGUUCUGUGCUGAAUGCAAGUCGACUUGGCAUGCAGGGAUGACGUGCGAGAAUUUUCAUAAGCUUGGGAAGAAUUAGAGUGAGAGAGAAGAUAAGAAGAUGAUGAAUCUGGAUUAGAAGAAAGGCUGCAAAUGGUGACCGUUAUGCCUUUUUUUUGUGGAAAUGUUGUAUGGUUAUGCUUUUGCUCACUAACUCUCAAUCGUUGUACUGUGUUAGGAU